GGUGCGCUAGCCACUACGCUCCGUACGCUGCAAGCUUAGUCCAAAAGAAGAGUGUCUAGGAAGCAAGCAAGAACCCUAGAAAGCUUCCCAUCGGCGCUGCAACGAACAUCCCCUCUCGUUCAAAUAGCAUCAUGGAGGAGGGUAGCAAUGAGGCACUUUGGUCAUUAGCAAAACUAAAUGAUUUCAGGAGCAGCAGCAUGUUCAACUUGCCAAAUCAAACAAGACUAGCACCAGAUCAAUUUGUAGGAAGUGGAACAUGUCCUUUUUCUCAGAUUUUUCUCUCUUCAGAGGUGCAUUGUAUGCAGAUAUAUUCAAAUCAUGCUAACCAACUUUAUGAUCCAAGCCCAAGGCCACUUUAUGUCGUUCCCCCUGUGGAUGUUCCAAAAGGUGAUGUUUUGCCCAUUUCUAGAAUGGAUGCUGCUAAAACAUACUAUAGCUUUGGAUCAUGCAACACCCUUUGUCAUUCAAAAUUCUCCACAAAUCCUCCUCUGAAUCAACUGGGAAACUCAUCCAUCAGUGGAAUCAGUUCUUCAGCAGUCAACUGGCCCUCUCCCAUCAUCAGCAAUAUGGAUGGUGAAUCUGCAAGUAACUUUGAUAAAACAUUGUCUCUUGUUCAAAAUGCUGAGGCCAGCAUGAGUGCCAUAGUUCCUCUGAGUAAGGCUUCAACAGAAGAGGACUCUGGUGGAGGAGAGAAUGCCAUUGAGACUCAUUCUAAGGAAAAGGCUCACUCAACAGAAGCUAGAGCUAGAGCUGCUACAAAUAGCAGGCUCCGCAAAGCCAGGAUUGCUGAAGGAAUUAAAGCAUUGCAAGAUAGCCUGCCUUUCUCUGACCAGGAUACGAAUGAAACCGUGUUGGAUGACGUGAUUGACUAUAUAAAGUUUUUGAAGCUUCAGCUUAAGGUGCUGAGCCAGAACAAGUUAAAUGGGGAAGCUGAAAAGUACCCUUUUGUUUAUGUUGAGGGCUACGGACACUACUUGCUCCAUGAGAACUUAUCUGGUGAACCACUUGAAGAAAUGAUGGGGCAUCUGAUUGAGUCGAACAUGCCGGCAUCACUAGAUCUUCUCGGAAGCAAGGGUCUAGUUGUCUUGCCCACUGUUCUGGCAAACUCCCUUCCUCAGAUGGAUUAGAAGCCAGGGAACACCACAUCGAGUUACAAUGACACUCUUGAGCAUACAAAAUUUUGAUGGCUCUAAAGUUUGUACUAGUUAAACUACAAUGGAAGCGUAACUUCCAAAUUGUGAGGGAGACUAUACACAUGCAUGGAGUGUUUGAUAAUUAGGGGUGUUAAAUUUAGAGGUUUAAGCGAUGUUUUAUGCCUGUGACCAUGAAAUGUUGGUACAUCUCUUCUUCUAGCAUCUGACGAUAUACGUUUUUCAUUA
Messenger RNA from Zingiber officinale, 1379 nucleotides. RefSeq lists its product as uncharacterized. NCBI's taxonomy places the organism in Eukaryota, Viridiplantae, Streptophyta, Magnoliopsida, Zingiberales, Zingiberaceae. The transcript has 7 exons. Gene Ontology annotation, molecular function: DNA-binding transcription factor activity, RNA polymerase II-specific; RNA polymerase II cis-regulatory region sequence-specific DNA binding; protein dimerization activity. The coding region runs from base 132 to 1127 and encodes 331 amino acids. Gene Ontology annotation, biological process: regulation of transcription by RNA polymerase II. Gene Ontology annotation, cellular component: nucleus. The record is from RefSeq and is a predicted model, not a curated record.